UUGACCAUAUGAUUCCAAGUGGAAGCCACCACGUGUGCCCCAUUCAUCAGUUUAUUCAUUCUUGAGCAACAAGCAUCUCGACUUCUACCAGUGCUAAGUCUAAAGAGUUACGACUUUUAUUUGGGGUUUUCGUCGAAGUUUGUGAUUAUCUUGCAGAAUCUUACCCAAGUUUUACCGAAUUUCAUUCAUUGUCAUACAGUCUACAGCAAUUGUUGCCGACGCCAUGUCCUUGAGGUCCUUGGUCGGGGUCCCUGUCGGCUACCUCACCGUCGUCGGUGUCGUAUGCUGCAUGGGUAUUCUACAGACACGCGCAGCCUCUAUCGUCGAGAAAUUACAUAACAGCAGAACGAGAACGAAACGGCAGUCUCUCUCAAACGACAGAUGCAAACUGGACAAGGGCAUACACAGACAAUUAACAGAGAUUGAAACAGAUAUUCAGAUGAUCUUCAUUCGCUACGUAUUUGACUCUCCGGGGGCAGAAUUAUUGGAAAGCUCUUCGUGUUUUCCUCCAUUACAUUCCUCGGGACACAACGGACAGUGGAUUGCUGCUCGAGUAGAACAGAUUCGCCAAUUUAUGCCGUGGUACAGAGAGAUAGAGAGGCAAGCAAACCAACCUCAAACAGUUCUUCACUCCGGCUUUUAUCCAGCUUUCUUAGGUCUUGUUAAUUUGAUUAAUUCUACUGUGGAUCGACUAGAGCAAAGAGUAGAGACUUUGAAGAAUCGUUCGGUGUGCGCAUGUCCAGAGAGUGUACUGGACGCCACAGAAGUUUUAACAACAAGUUGUCAUGUGAUACCCCCUCCUGAUGUGAUAGCCCCCGAAUCUUUGCGAGCUCAAAUUUCUAGCGUCAUUAGGCUACUCCUUCAAAUCAUCAGCGACCUCCAUUUAAGAAGGGUGCGAGAAACUAUAUGCAGGAAUGUACCAUUGUGAUGACGUCAUCAUUCAUACUAGCCAAUCACCGACGUCUGCUCCGUUUUGGAACGCCAGGGCUCCGUAACAUAAAUGUGGACAACAAAAUGCAAAUAUGAAAGAAACCAUCUGAUUGGAUCGUGCAUGGUGAAAGCACGCAUGCGACGAUGGUUUAUUUGUAUUUAGGUAUUGAUUACAAACUUUUAUGGUACGGAGCCAAGAUGUUAAAAUCUUUAGCCAAAAAUCUGAAACAAAUCUAUCGUACUUAAUCUCUUUAUUUUCUACAAUGUAAGCCUAUAUGUGUAUAUCGUUUUCCCUUCACAAUAUUUAUAUAAACGUACGCCGUUAAGACGAAUUUGUCUAUAAUCUAUUUAUUGAAAAUCAUUUGCUAAUAUAAAAGUUAAUGUAUUCAUACAUACUAUCAACGUCUUCGAUUGAAUAUGACUGUGGAAUUGAAUCAUUAAUAUGGGAUAAAUGAUAAUAGAUAUGUAUAUUAUCAUUUAUAUCAAAGUUGAUGGGUUAAAAAAGAUAUGCUAUUUGUUGCCGAAUAUACCUUUGUAGUUUGAUCUUAAGGUUCGUAGCUCUCCUUCUGUUACAAAAUGAAAGAAAUUUAUAUAUUUUUUAUGAAAUUAUAAAUAUGUGGAUCACUGUGUAUUAUUGAAUUCUGAUUUUAUUAGAUACAAGAGUGACAAGCUUGUAAAAUUUAUAGAAUGUUCUUAUAAUAUGCAAGUUGAUUUUUUUUCUUUUGAAAUGUUUGGACAUAUUGUGACUUCAACACGCAGUUGGUAGGCGAGGGUUUGAAAAAACUAACGAUAUUAAUAAUGAUUCCACAAAAAUACGUUAUGUAGCGUAUACAUAUGUAUAUAUAUAUAUAUAUAUAUAUAUAUAUAUAUGUAAACAUUUUAUGAUCAUAACAUAAUAUUACAAACAGAGCUGAAAAUUAAGAUAACAAAUUGUCUUGUGCAGUUCUGUAGGCCAUCCGAUAAAACCUAUAUUGAUGAUGAUGAUUAUCAUUAUGAGGAAAACAGUGAUAAUAACAACAACAAUAACGAUGAAUAUGAUCAUUGUUACCAAUUACUAUAAUAUUUGCCUGUUUUUCAUCAUCAUCGUCGUCGUGUUCAACAUCACCAUGAGUAACAGUAGUAUCAGGAGUAGUAGUAGUAAUAUUAGUUGUAGUAGAAGUGUAAGCAGCAGCAGUAGUAGUUGUUGCUGUAAUAGUACUAUUAAAAGUAGUAUCACUAGCCGUAUUUAUAGACACAGUAGUUGGAUAAAUGAUAAGAUUAUUUGUUCAUAAUGUAUUAUCAUUAUUAUUAUCGUUAUUAUUAAUAUUACUGUCAUUGUUA
This is a messenger RNA of Lytechinus variegatus (green sea urchin), 2250 nucleotides long. RefSeq lists its product as uncharacterized. NCBI's taxonomy places the organism in Eukaryota, Metazoa, Echinodermata, Echinoidea, Temnopleuroida, Toxopneustidae. The coding region runs from base 224 to 928 and encodes 234 amino acids. The transcript has 6 exons. The record is from RefSeq and is a predicted model, not a curated record.